Messenger RNA from Protobothrops mucrosquamatus (brown spotted pit viper), 2051 nucleotides. Its product is annotated as alpha-actinin-2. The transcript has 13 exons. NCBI's taxonomy places the organism in Eukaryota, Metazoa, Chordata, Lepidosauria, Squamata, Viperidae. Gene Ontology annotation, molecular function: calcium ion binding; actin filament binding. The record is from RefSeq and is a predicted model, not a curated record. Gene Ontology annotation, biological process: actin cytoskeleton organization; muscle cell development. Gene Ontology annotation, cellular component: plasma membrane; Z disc; cell projection. The coding region runs from base 16 to 1854 and encodes 612 amino acids.
GAAAAUGAAAAGUUGAUGGAAGAAUAUGAAAAGCUAGCAAGUGAGCUUUUAGAAUGGAUUCGGCGUACAACCCCUUGGCUGGAAAACAGGACCCCAGAGAAGACGAUGGUAGCUAUGCAAAAGAAGUUAGAGGACUUCAGAGAUUAUCGCCGUAAGCACAAGCCUCCUAAGAUCCAGGAAAAAUGCCAGUUGGAGAUCAAUUUCAACACUUUACAGACGAAACUGAGGAUCAGCAACAGGCCAGCUUUCAUGCCAUCAGAAGGGAAGAUGGUCUCAGAUAUUGCCAGUGCUUGGCAAAGACUUGAACAAGCAGAGAAGGGCUAUGAGGAAUGGCUGUUGAAUGAAAUACGAAGGCUUGAACGGCUUGAACAUCUGGCUGCUAAGUUUAGGCAAAAGGCUACAUCGCAUGAAACCUGGUCAUAUGGCAAAGAGCAGAUUCUGCAGCAGAAGGAUUAUGAAGCUGCUUCCCUGAUAGAGAUCCGGGCUUUGUUGAGGAAACAUGAAGCUUUUGAGAGCGACUUGGCUGCUCACCAAGACAGGGUGGAACAGAUCGCUGCCAUUGCCCAGGAGCUGAAUGAGUUGGACUAUCAUGAUGCAGCAAGUGUCAAUGAUCGAUGUCAGAAAAUAUGUGAUCAGUGGGAUAGAUUGGGAACCCUAACUCAGAAAAGGAGAGAAGUAUUGGAGAGGACAGAAAAACUGUUGGAAACAAUUGAUCAACUUCACUUGGAGUUUGCCAAGAGGGCUGCUCCAUUCAACAACUGGAUGGAAGGUGCCAUGGAAGACUUGCAAGACAUGUUCAUUGUUCACAGUAUAGAGGAGAUCCAGAGUUUAAUUACUGCCCAUGAACAAUUUAAAGCCACUCUACCUGAAGCAGAUGGUGAGAGGCAAGCUAUUUUGUCCAUCCAUAAUGAAGUGGAAAAGGUGAUUCAGAGCUACAGCCUCAGAAUAAGUACCAGCAAUCCUUACAGCACAGUCACUAUGGAAGAGAUUCGUACUAAGUGGGAUAAAGUCAAACAACUUGUGCCUGUAAGAGAUCAAUCACUGCAGGAGGAGCUUUCUCGUCAGCAUACAAAUGAACGCCUGCGCCGUCAGUUUGCUGCUCAGGCCAACGUCAUUGGACCCUGGAUCCAGAGCAAGAUGGAGGAAAUUGGCCGAACUUCGGUGGAUAUCGCAGGGCCAUUAGAGGACCAGAUGACCCAGUUAAAGCAGCAGGAGCACAAUAUCAUUAAUUACAAACAUAAUAUUGACAAACUAGAAGGAGACUAUCAACUGAUACAGGAAGCUUUGGUCUUUGAUAAUAAGCAUACCAAUUACACAAUGGAGCAUAUCCGGGUUGGAUGGGAGCUGUUGUUGACUACCAUUGCCCGAACUAUCAAUGAAAUUGAAAACCAAAUCCUUACAAGAGAUGCUAAAGGAAUAACUCAGCAGCAAAUGAAUGAAUUCAGAGCAUCAUUUAAUCACUUUGACAGGAAGAAAAAUGGGCUGAUGGAUCAUGAAGAUUUCAGGGCCUGCUUAAUUUCAAUGGGUUAUGAUUUGGGUGAAGCCGAGUUUGCCCGAAUCAUGUCCUUAGUUGACCCCAACGGUCAGGGAACGGUUACCUUUCAAUCAUUUAUUGAUUUCAUGACCAGAGAGACUGCUGAUACUGAUACUGCUGAACAAGUUAUUGCUUCUUUCAGAAUCCUAGCCUCAGAUAAGCCAUAUAUUCUUGCUGAAGAGUUGAACCGAGAACUGCCAUCUGAACAAGCUCAAUACUGCAUCAAGCGAAUGCCAGCCUACAAGGGACCAGGAGCUGUUCCUGGAGCUCUGGACUAUACCUCAUUUUCAUCAGCAUUGUAUGGGGAAAGCGAUCUGUAACUGGGGACUGACUCUGUGGGCAAGUGAAACUAGAUAUAUUCCAGUUUGCUCCUUGAAAAAAAAUAAGUAAGCUGACCUCACUACAAUUUCUCAAGUUUAGCAGGAACAUUCAGUAAGGAGCAAUGCCCACGUAGUGUGCAGCAUGAUGAGUUUUUAUGUUGUUUAUAUGUACUUGAACAAGCUUAUACAGUGACAGG